Brugia pahangi is the source of this 2349-nucleotide messenger RNA. The record is from the annotation of a GenBank genome assembly. Lineage: Eukaryota; Metazoa; Nematoda; Chromadorea; Rhabditida; Onchocercidae.
AUGAUGACCGCGUCGUGUAAAACUCGGCAGAUAUGUUCACCAAGCAAACUGAUAAGGCAGUGCUUUUCAUACUGGUUAGUUAAACGACUCAAAUCAGUGGACAAAAGAAAUAAUUUCGGGAUCUUUCGUCAGUACUUGCUGGGGUACGAUAUCUUGCAGAGAGUUCUUAUCAGAAAUUGCACCGCGCUAAAUGGCUUGCACUCAGCACAAAAUGGGGUUCAAGCGUGGAUCAAUGAUGUUUACCAAGCACGAUCUGUGGAAGAGACUUCUCGAAGUCUUUUUCAGACGUUGUACGUUGGUGAAAACACGUACGGACUUUUUGCAUUACCAGCUUUUAUAGACAGUCGUACGAUAACCGUAGUACCGAAGUAUCUUGGUCCGCCACUGCUAGAAGGUCCAUUACCCGUUGUAGUUGAGAACGAAGAUCCACAAACACAGAUCAAUCCAUCGACUCAUCGUGUUGCUUUGAUCAAUUUGGAUAUAGCAAAAAUUACCCACAAGACUGUCGAUGGAGAGUUUUUAGUGUUGGGCUAUCACGAACCGCCUCAGUUGACUCAAUCACAACUUAUUCCACAGCGAAUUAUUCGUCAUCAACGAUAUCCUUCCUUAUCGUUCGUUACGACGGAUAUGCAAACCGAAGAAAUAUCUGCUCAGACUGCAAAAAGCGAUGAAUACGCUUUGUGGAGGAAUAAUCACUUGGUUAUAGUUAUCGUUAUUUCAUUUACCACACUAUUUGCCAUUGCCUGCUGGUUCUUUAUGGAGAAGCUACGGAAUUAUGAACAGGAAAACUCGCCGGAACAGCGAACAAAUUACGCACAAACAUCGAAAAAUUUUGGAAAUUUUUUGUAUGCGCGGCAAUUACAGCGGCUACCCCAUGGUUGGCUGCAAACUGGAAAUAUCAUGUAUAAUCCAGAAGAUCGUCUCGGACAUGGAUGUGAAGGAACUGUUGUAUUCAGGGGUAAAUUUGAUGGUAGAGAAGUAGCUGUAAAACGAGUUAUUGCGGAUAUUCGACUUGCAGACCGCGAAGUUGAUCUUUUACGUGAAAGUGAUGCCCAUCGAAAUGUUAUCAGAUAUUUCUGUAUGGAAUCUGAUAGUAAUUUUCGCUAUAUUGCACUGGAGUUAUGUGAUUACUCAUUGUUUGACUACGUGGAAAGAAAGGAAAUUCGAGAGCAGUGUCCUCUUAUUCCGUUGGAAAUUCUGCAUCAAGCAACUGAAGGGCUUGCAUAUCUUCAUAGUAUAAAUAUAGUGCAUCGUGAUAUGAAACCGCAAAAUGUACUCCUAUCAAGAGGAACCAGGCAGGAUUCAGUACGAGCGCUGAUCUCAGAUUUCGGUCUUUGUAAGAGACUUCAAGCAGGUCGUAAUUCCUUAUCACGGAAAUCCGGUCUUAUAGGCACUGAUGGUUGGGUCGCACCAGAAGCUUUGAUAUCAGAUGCAAGUAUUACUUGCGCUGUUGAUGUCUUUUCGCUGGGUUGUAUUUACUAUUACGUAUUAACAAAUGGAAGUCAUCCAUUUGGAGAUGUGUUGAAACGACAAGCAAAUAUAAUGCAAGGAGAGUACAGCCUAAAAUUAUUGAACAUGACCGGUAACUUGAUGGCAGUUGCUUUGAUUGAAUCGAUGUUGCGACGUGAUCCACUACUUCGCCCGGUAUCGGCUACUCUAGCAAUACAUCCAUUUUUCUGGAACAAAGAACGUCAACUUAGAUUUUUCAUGGAUGUCAGUGAUCGUAUCGAGAAAUUAAGCGAAAAUAACUUUUUAUUACGUCGCAUAGAAGAAAAUGCUCGCUCUGCUAUCGGUUUCAAUUGGCGUCAAGCUAUUUGUCCCGUCCUUGCAGUUGAUUUACGCAAAUUCCGAACUUACAAAGGCAAUAAAGUUCGAGAUCUAUUGCGAGCAAUGCGGAACAAGAAACACCACUAUCAGGAAUUACCUACAGAGGUGCAACAAUCGCUUGGUCAAGUCCCAGAUCAGUUUGUUACCUAUUUCACUGAUAGGUUUCCGCAGUUAUUGCAACAUACCUACGAUGCAAUGAUUUGUUGUGCUAACGAGCAUGCCUUCAGUAGGUAUUAUUCAGAAGAAGCGCGGAAAAAAGCUGAUGAAUUUGUAGCUGAAAUGGCGGCAAGUGAGAUUAAAGAGUCCGAAGUUGACAGACAAGAGGUAGAAUUUGAGAAUAAAAAAAGAGAAAGCAUCAGCAGAUUAGACGAUAAAGAAACAGAAACUGUCGAUGAAGAAAAUCCGGACGGAAAGAUUACAACUGAUAUAAGCUUACAAGAAGUAGAAAUAGUUACGGCAGAAGAUCCCACAACAACUGUGGAUAAUCGUCGGAAUCGAAAACGAAAACAUUUCGAAAUUUGA